Eriocheir sinensis (Chinese mitten crab) is the source of this 1597-nucleotide messenger RNA. Its product is annotated as putative tyrosinase-like protein tyr-3. The record is from RefSeq and is a predicted model, not a curated record. Bases 137 to 550 code for a protein of 137 amino acids. Lineage: Eukaryota; Metazoa; Arthropoda; Malacostraca; Decapoda; Varunidae. The transcript has 4 exons.
GGUCAAUGUUAUUUGGUGCUGCUGGAGUCUGGUGCAAGGUGGAGUAGCGCGCGAGUGCUUGACAGCUGCCGUCCCUCACUUCGAGAACUGUUGUGUCCGCCCUUCUCGUCCGCAAGACUGUGUUGGCUGGGUGAUCAUGGCGUUGAGCUGUCUGCAAGUAACGUGUGCUGCCGCUGUUGCUGUAAUCUUCCUCUCCAGUGUCGCUGCUGAAGGUUGCAGUGACAGGAACCCUAAGUGUUUCCAGUGGGCCAUGCUCGGCGAGUGUAUUAAGAACCGCGGCUACAUGCACGUCCACUGCGCCGAGUCGUGUCACCAAUGCGUCGUGCAAGACGAAGCAUGCCAAGACUAUAACGAGCAGUGCCCCGCCUGGGCCAACAACAACGAGUGCAAGAAAAACUACUCGUACAUGCGCGCCACGUGUGCCCGGGCGUGCAGCUUCUGCGUGCCGGCCAACGACCACAGCGUGCCGCACCUCCACGCCAACGUGGUGGACAGCCACUGGGACAAGUUCAACAGUCUCCACCCCGACAUGCCGCCCAGACACGGGUAGGCGCUGACGCGGGGAGGAAAGGGCGACUGUUUCGUUGUUUCACCAUAAAAGCUUCGAGUCAGUGUUCCCGCCGCAGUUCCUCCUGCAAAGCAAGACUGUGUUAAGCUUGUCUGUGUUAUUCAACCCUUUCUCGAGAGUGGCUGAUUAUAUAAACCUUCCAUUGUGUUUUCCAUGUGUUCCAUAGAAAACAUAAUAAUGGAAUCUGAUCCUCAACGAUAUAGGGACAAACAGUGAACCGUGAACGAAACCUUUUGAAUACCGAGUCGUGAUAAAUUUAUUCAACCCCCAGAUCGUAAUUCCAGUUUAUUGGAAAUUAUAUUCUUAGCCCAAACACAUAAAGGGCACAAAGUAAUAGGAAGGAAACUUUUAUAUUUUGUGAAGUGUGUCAGAGAAAGGCAAUUGGUCACACGCUGUUUUUCCUUAUUAUAAUCAUCCUCAUUGUAAUAACUGUAAUCAUCAUCACCCCUGUUACCAACAUCAUCAUUAGUCUUAGGUCGAGUCAACCUGUGUCAAUGAUGGAGAAAUAUUCACCAUUUUUAUUUUAAGGAGAGUGUGAUGGAAGGAAAAGACAAAGGUGCAUUUGAAGCUGUAGGCAUAUCAUUGAUUGUAAAUGGUAACCUACUGUGUGUGUGUGUGUGUGUGUGUGUGUGUGUGUGUGUGUGUGUGCAUGACGGAUUCAUCUCUAGCUGUAACCUGCAUGAUGUUCCCUGACUGCUGCCAUGACCUUUUCCUCACAAUUGCACUCGCUCGUGAUACAAGUCCUGCAAUAUACCCGACAAUAUACUCGCUCCAUGCACCUCCACGCUAAAUUGUAUUCCAUUAUACUAUAUCCAUGUGAACUUCUGCAACUGGGAAAUGAUAUGUUAUCACGAUCCCGUUCUUCCACUGUGGACAUCAAGCAAGACAAGGCAUUAUAUUGGCAUGAUACUAUAUUUAUUACAACAAAAUAAUGUACUCAUACACAUAAACACAAUAUUUAACAUGGUGUGCAGAAUUAUGAAUCUAUUUUAUAAUAAAACUAAAUGUGGAUACAAAUUAGCUUGUUUG